AUGGCAGCAGAGAAGCAGGGAGCAGAGUCAGGCGGACCAGACAAGGAGGUGCAGGAUCGCAGGCAGAGGCGUAGUCAGUGGAACAGAGGAAGCAGGAGAGUAGUCAGACAGGCCGGGGUCAAAGGGCAGGCACCAGGAACUCGCUGGGUCAAUGCAGGAGUCAGAUGCAGGAACACAGAUACAGACGCACAACUCUUCAUCCGGACAGACGGUGAAAAAGAUGAGGAGGUCACAUCGGAUUCUUCAGAAGGAAACCCCACGACUCCGAACCUCCGUCCAGCACCUCACAGAGCAGAUUGGUCGUCUAGUUCUCUUACUCAUGGAGAGUGUUCUUCGGAUCUGUCCAAUCCCAACACCCGUCAAACAACAUUCCCUGCUUCUGAUCGCGGCCAAUGUCAGAACGCCCAUCUCGCUUCUCACCAGAGGUCUCAGGCAGGGAAGGAGCCGUAUUCGUGUUCCGCGUGCGGGAAAAGUUUCACUUCCAAAUGGUCUCUUAUAAGACACCAAAGAGUUCACUCGGGGGAGAAGCCGUAUUCAUGUUCGGAGUGUGGGAAGUGUUUUUCCCUCAUGGACCAUCUUAUUAAUCACGAGAGAACGCACACCGGAGAGAAGCCAUUCUCAUGUCCUAAAUGCGGGAAAUGCUUUACCCAGAAAUCGGGCGCACUAAGGCACCUGAGAAAUCACGCCGGACUAAAGCCGUUUACAUGUUCCGAAUGUGGCAAAUGUUUUCCCAGGAAAGGAGCCCUGAUCACUCAUCAACAUGUGCACGCCAUAGAUAAACCAUAUUCCUGCUCAGAAUGCGGGAAAUCUUUUCCCACCACGUCUCACCUGAUCCAUCAUGAGAAGACUCACGUGUCCGAAAAGCCAUUUUCCUGUUCUGAGUGCGGGAAGUCCUAUGCGCAGAGGGGGCAUCUUAAUUUACACCUCAGAUCUCACACGGGGGAAAAGCCGUUUGAAUGCCCCGAAUGCUGGAAAUGUUUUCCUCAGAAGGAUAGUCUUAUUAAACACCAGAGGUGCCACACGGGGGAGCGGCCAUAUUCCUGUACUGAGUGCGGGAAGUGUUUUUCCAGCAGACAAAGUCUUAAUUCCCACCAGUCGGCUCACACAGGGGUGAAGCCCUAUUCGUGUUCGGAAUGCGGGAGAUGUUUUCCCCGGAGAGGAGCCCUGGUCAGGCAUCAGCGUGUGCACACGGGAGAGAAGCCGUAUUCCUGUUCGCAAUGCAGUAAAUGUUUUGUGACCAAAGCUCAUCUGAUCUAUCACGAGAAGACUCACAUGUCCGAAAAGCCGUUUUCCUGUUGUGAAUGCGGAAAGUCCUUCCCUCAGAGGGGGAGCCUUAUCUCACACCAGAGAUGUCACACGGGGGAAAAGCCGUUUUCUUGCCCCGAGUGUGGGAAAUGUUUCCCUCACAAAGACACUCUGAUUAAACACCAGAGGCGUCACACGGGAGAGAAGCCGUUUUUAUGCCAGGAAUGCGGAAAGUCUUUUCCUCAGAAAAACUAUCUCAUUAGACAUCAAAGGUGUCACACCGGAGAGAAGCCGUUUUCCUGCACCGAAUGUGGGGGAUGUUUCUCCACCGUACAAAAUCUUAUUUCACACAAAAGAACUCACACCGGAGAGAAGCCGUAUUCAUGUUCAGAGUGCGGGAGAUGUUUUUCCUGGAAAAAAGCCAUGACCAGGCAUCAGGGUGUGCAUUCAAGAGAGAAUCCAUGUCUCCAGAUCUCCUCUCCUCCAUCACCAGCGGACUCGCAUGACUUGCCAUCAACCUACUUUGAUUGA
Nanorana parkeri is the source of this 1776-nucleotide messenger RNA. Its product is annotated as gastrula zinc finger protein XlCGF26.1-like. The coding region runs from base 1 to 1776 and encodes 591 amino acids. Lineage: Eukaryota; Metazoa; Chordata; Amphibia; Anura; Dicroglossidae. Gene Ontology annotation, biological process: regulation of immune system process; negative regulation of transcription by RNA polymerase II; regulation of cytokine production. The transcript is spliced from 2 exons. The record is from RefSeq and is a predicted model, not a curated record.